UUGGGAUUGGUUUGCUGAUUCCCCCUAGCCACUGGAUCUUACACUCUUUUAUGUAUAUCCAUCCCCAGCUUAAAUCCACUACCAGACCAUGUGCUCUCCAUGACGGAUGUUCGAUUGCUAAGCUAACGCUGCAUGUCCGAAGACUCUCCUUGGUAGAGCCAAGGGUUGUUGGAAACUCCAACCUAGCCCUCUUAUUUUUUUCUGUGUGUGUGUUCCUCUAGAACUUUCAAACCUGUUUCUCCAAAGGGUUUUGCAGAAACUCAGACUGUUUUCUAAAGCAGAAGCACCUCAGUCCACAGCAGUAGUGAUGGGCAGCGUGCGAACCAACCGCUAUAGCAUCGUUUCCUCAGAAGAGGAUGGCAUGAAGCUGGCAACCAUGGCAGUUGCCAAUGGCUUCGGGAACGGGAAGAGCAAGGUACACACUAGGCAGCAGUGCAGGAGCCGCUUCGUCAAGAAAGAUGGACACUGCAACGUCCAAUUCAUUAAUGUGGGCGAGAAAGGACAACGUUACCUGGCAGACAUCUUUACCACCUGCGUGGAUAUUCGCUGGAGGUGGAUGCUACUUAUCUUCUGCCUGGCUUUCAUCCUUUCCUGGCUUUUUUUUGGCUGUGUGUUUUGGCUAAUUGCUCUGUUGCAUGGGGAUCUGGAGGAGCCAGCAAACUACAAAUCUUGUGUCUCCAAUGUGAACAGCUUCACUGCAGCCUUCCUCUUCUCCAUCGAAACUCAGACAACGAUUGGGUAUGGUUUUAGGUGCGUCACGGACGAGUGCCCCAUUGCAGUCUUCAUGGUGGUUUUCCAGUCUAUUGUAGGCUGCAUCAUUGAUGCCUUCAUCAUUGGGGCUGUCAUGGCAAAGAUGGCUAAACCAAAAAAGAGAAACGAAACUCUAGUCUUCAGCCACAAUGCUGUUGUGGGCCUGAGGGAUGGGAAGCUGUGUUUAAUGUGGCGUGUUGGAAACCUACGGAAAAGCCAUUUGGUAGAGGCACACGUGAGAGCCCAGCUUCUUAAAUCCAGGGUCACCUCCGAAGGAGAAUACAUCCCUUUGGACCAAAUAGACAUCAACGUUGGGUUUGAUAGUGGGAUAGACCGCAUAUUCCUGGUCUCCCCAAUUACAAUAGUCCAUGAAAUAGAUGAACAAAGUCCCUUGUAUGACUACAGUAAGCAAGACAUGGACAAUGCAGACUUUGAAAUUGUAGUAAUAUUAGAGGGCAUGGUGGAAGCUACCGCCAUGACUACCCAGUGCCGUAGUUCAUAUCUGGCAAACGAAAUCCUCUGGGGCCACCGUUAUGAGCCUGUGCUCUUUGAAGAGAAAAACUACUACAAAGUGGACUAUUCUAGGUUCCACAAAACGUACGAAGUGCCCAACACACCCCUUUGUAGUGCCAGAGACUUAGCAGAAAAGAAAUACAUUCUCUCUAAUGCAAAUUCCUUUUGCUACGAGAAUGAAGUGGCCCUCACCAGCAAAGAAGAGGACGAGAGUGACAAUGGGGUGCCUGAAAGCAUAAGCACAGACACCCUCCCAGACAUGGACCAUCAUAACCAAGCUGGGGUGCCACUAGAACCUAGGCCGUUAAGGCGGGAAUCGGAAAUAUGACUGACUGACUUUUUCUCUGUUAUCUUUUGGUUUAAAAGAAAAAUACGUCGGUCAAAGGCACAAUGAGCUGAGAGUUGGCCCAAAGCAGUUUUCAGACGAUGGUACUGUUGAAGAAAGGCGUGAAGACAAGCGGUCCUGAGGAAACUAAGCCAGUUUUAGGGCUGUCUUUAGAGGAGAGAGAGCUGAAAAUGAACUCUAAACACGAAGCACUAAACAAUGUCUAAGCAUGACCAGAAGGCACAUAUAUAUUGUAGAAUAAAUUAUGUAUAUAUUUUUUUACAAAACUUGAACUUGCAGGCGAGCUUUGGUUGGGUUAUUAUUAUUUUUUUUCAACUUUUUCCAGAAUGCUUCUCUCUAGGGAACAAGAAUGUUUUUAAUGGCAUAACAAAGGCAAGAAUCUGCCUUAUUAUUAUUAUUAUUGUUAUUAUUUUAAGAAAGCUGCUGCUAACUACAUGGACACAAAUUGUAAUUUUUUUGUGGCAGUGUAGUUUUUUCUUUUGUGUAAUUUAAAAAAAAAGUCAACAUUGAAUUUUGUGGGUUGAAAAGCUCGUGAUCACACUUCAAAGAGGCCAAUGUGGCCGUAUAGUCUGAACUUCGUUUGAGGCCAGUAGUUUGAUAGCUAGAAUCAAUUUUUCUCUCUUUUCAGUUACAUAAGGGGCAUUAUGUAACAUAAAGCCAAUUGGUAGCCUCCAGCAAAUUUUUUUUUCAGGGGGGGAUGGGAGGGGGCUGAGUUUAAUUCUCUAUCUAAAAAUUAAGUUAAAACUACCUAAAUGGAUACCAAAGAAAAUGCACAGUUUUGCACAGUGGAGUUUAUUUAAAUGAAACAGGCUGCUUUAAACAAACAAAAUUUGAACCUCAGACUUUUUUUUUUAAAGGGCCUCAUUUCGCACCUUAUUCAGAAAAUAGAGUGUAAGACUCAGAUCUAAGUAAGCAAGACAUUUUCCCCCCCUCUGUGGGAAAACGAGCUCCCUUUCUUUCUUUUUAUAAGAAGGAAAAGGGGGGGGGGGGGGGCAAACAUCUGUUCUUUCCUGUUAGCAAAACACCAGCAGGGCUACAGCAGAAGGUCAAGUGUUGUUCUACACACAUUCCAAAACUGCUUCUAGAACUUAGAGGGCCCUUUUAGAGCUGACCCAGCGUUCUGAGAACUGAGCCAUCAGACAUGCUGCAGGCGGUCAUUACAUUUCCAGUUAAACUAGGCUAGAGCCAUGCAAAGCUGCUGAUCUGCGCUAGGCUAACUCGGCUGGAGCAGGCAUUUAGGCGUAGGUGAGCCGAGCAACACGUAAAUCCCUGGGGAGGAGGAGGAGGGGGAAAAAAGGGAAGGAAGUUGUAACAGAGCAAUCUGAAAGAGCGUAGGGAUGUGAACGUUUUGGAAAAAUGCUUCCCUUUGGCAGGCCACAGGUGUCAGACCAGGUGUAAUAGUGUGCUCUGGAUCAUUUGAAAAAGGAUUAUUUGCAGAUAAUGCUGUAAAAGAGUUCCCUCUCCCACCUCCUUUUUACCUGUAAACAUCGACUGAGCUAUCUGUGGAUGAAAUAUGUGACCUUUUGUAAAGCCAUGGCUCUAAUGGUAUUUUGGCCCCCUUGCCAAGAAUGCUUUAAUAUUUUCUGUGCCUCUAAGAUCAAGCAUAUAACUUAGCCGUACUUGAAGGUUCCUUGCCUGUGAAUCUUCCUCAAGGAAUAGGUAAUGGUGGUGGUGGGGACAAUAGAUUCUAGUCAACUCUUUUACAGAAUUGAAUCACUGUAUGCCAUUAAAAAACAGCUUGUUCUAAGUCUAAUGUCUUCUGCAAAUGGACAUCUGUGAAGGCCCCUGGCCCCUUACAGCCCUGCCUGAAGGAAAUGCCUGCAAUGACAUGGUGGUUUCUGAUACGAUGGUAUUUACACUAACCUGAGUAGGUGGGUUCUAAAACUGUGGAAAUUUUACAUUGUAAAGGUAGCUCUGGAUAUUCUAAAGAGGGCAGAUGUUAUUUAAAUACAAGUUCUAAAACUAUUUAUGGGGGGGAUGGGGGAAGGGAAUUAAACCCACACGGCAACUUGAACACAGUUCUGGGUCAUAGCCAGUGAAUGCAACUGAACGCUACUUGUGCUGCUAUUGUGAUAUUCUUGUAAAGGAAAACAACUAAACCAAAGAGUAUUCAGUGAAAUGUAAAACAAAUGAAGAUGCAAUGGGGGAAGGAAGGAAAUGGGGGAAUGAGAUGGAGAAAAGGGAACCUUUUCCCUAAUUAGAUCACUCCAAAAUAUACAGUGCCCCUCUUAGGAGACUUGAAAAAUCUGAGCAAGGGACAGGAGAUAAGGGAAAAUAAAAAGCUUCAGUUUGUUUCUUUAAGAAAAAAUAAACAAAACAAAACAAAACAAAAAAGGGAAAAAAUCUGAAAUUUCUGGUGCACAGU
Molecule: messenger RNA, 3974 nt
Organism: Terrapene triunguis (Three-toed box turtle)
Lineage: Eukaryota; Metazoa; Chordata; Testudines; Emydidae
Gene: KCNJ2
Product: potassium voltage-gated channel subfamily J member 2
Exons: 2
Coding region: 308-1591 (427 amino acids)
Biological process (GO): regulation of monoatomic ion transmembrane transport; potassium ion import across plasma membrane
Cellular component (GO): plasma membrane
Molecular function (GO): inward rectifier potassium channel activity
Source: RefSeq, a predicted model, not a curated record